UCUCGCUUCCUAUAACAUCAACUUUCACUAACUGCAUCGUGUCCAUCAGGUUUUCUUGCAGCCUCAAAGGCCAUAGCUAACUCGCACCUCAUGUUAUAAACUUGCGCAACACUAUCAUAUAACGAAAUGACGAUGACCACCCAACCGCUGAUUCCCCUACCCUCUCAUGAUCAUACACGGCGGCCCCUCCAGAGGCCAAUUGCACAACCCCAACCAAUCUAUUCACGCAUCAACCCACUCGACGCAGCUGAGAUCGACCGUUUCGCAACUUUGUUCUCCCCCGCAACGCCCCCAGGAACUCCAACACCUAUCUUUCGCGAUCAGCCUCCAACAAGUCGCCCGCAGCAGCACAGAAAUCGCACAGCAAGUAUAGACUCCGAAUUCGGUGCCUUUGUAUCGGUGCCUGCUGCUCAAGACCCGCUUUCAUUUGACUUUCCGGUGCUGGAGCCUGUCGCCCUGAAGUCUCAGAGACCUGCCAUAGCUGGGAACGCAAGCUUACAUUACUUUGAUCAGUUCACCUCCAGCGCAAAAACGGCUUCUGAGCAGAAUAGACGGGUUGUCCUUGAUGAGCUGCUGGAGCAUGAAGAUGAUCCUUUGUAUUUUCUUCGGGAGUACAUUCAACCUCCAUUAUCUCCCCUAUUCGAAACUCAACCAACGUCGGCUCAAAAUGGUAUCGUUACGCAAUCACCGUCUCCGAUACCACCAACUGUGAACUUGAUUGACGCAGAUGUCAAGCCGCCUUCUCCUCCCCCACACAAGUUGCCUGUGCUCACUACGAGCGUAAGCUCUCAGCCCCCCGUGAAUAUACGCGAACCUCUUCCUCCCCGUCUCAGUGGAGUAGCCUCGCCUCCAUCAGCAGGCGUUCCUUCUGCAUCAACCUCGUCGUUUCCCUCUUCCCCAGCCACGCCUCCAGCACAUGCUACGUUAUCCCGCCUUUCCUCCACCUGGGUCUCGGCGUUCCUGCCAUCUGCUCGAUCUAGACAAUCCACAGGAUCUUCUACAUCAAGUUUGGUACAUCCAGCACCUAGUAACAGUAACCUACCUCAGCCAACGCACAUGCAUGUGGCGCAUCAGACGUCUGGCAUCACGCGUGGCACCCCUUUUGCCACUCACCCUUACAUUCCACCAUCCGGUGCCCCUGGUUUCGCAGGCGAUCGGAUCUGGGACAAGGGCUUCUCAGACGCACUCCACGAUGAGGAAAUGAGUGAAGUAAAGGGCGUGCUAGGAAAAGGGAAGAAGAUCCAUGCCCUCAAUCUUGUUGGAAGGAGAGAGGGCACAUCAGUAGUGCUGAGCGAACCCAUCGCAAAUCUCAUUCGUCCCCACCUUCCAGCACUCACUCGUCUUCCACGGACAUGGACUCUAUUGUACUCGCUCGACCAACACGGUAUCUCGUUGAAUACGCUGUAUUCCAGAUGUGAACCCAAGUUGCCCUCGACGCCAGGUGCAACGAAAGGAGCUCUAGUUGUGAUCAAAGAUGCAAGAGAUGCGAUUUUCGGCGUGUGGAUGGGGGAUGGGUUAUGGUUGGAAAGAGGAGGGUACUAUGGGAGUGGCGAGUCCUUCCUUUGGAGAUACCAACGUCCUUCAAACAAAGAGGACGGGCUAGAAGAAGGGACACUUGAUGUGUACAAAUGGACGGGGAGGAAUGAUUACGUUGCGCUCUGUGAGCCCGGGUUCAUAUCUUUUGGUGGCGGAGACGGACACUACGGUCUUUACCUUGAUGCCUCCCUCCUUGACGGAUCUUCCGCACCAUGUCCUACAUUUGACAACCCUGUUCUGUGUUCUCGUGUGGAUGUUGGGAGCGUCGGCGUUAAGAAGGAUGUGAGCUUUGAGUGUGUAGGACUGGAGGUGUGGGGUGUAGGACCUUAAUUGCUGUCGUUUUGUGAGUAGUAUGAUGUGCUUGAUUCCUUUAUUUCAUCUGCUUCUGAAGGCAAAUGUUCUCAUUUUCUAUUGGCUGAUCUAUUU
Molecule: messenger RNA, 1962 nt
Organism: Suillus plorans
Lineage: Eukaryota; Fungi; Basidiomycota; Agaricomycetes; Boletales; Suillaceae
Product: TLD-domain-containing protein
Exons: 5
Coding region: 127-1866 (579 amino acids)
Biological process (GO): response to oxidative stress
Cellular component (GO): nucleus
Source: RefSeq, a predicted model, not a curated record